Messenger RNA from Plasmodium gaboni, 175 nucleotides. Its product is annotated as putative splicing factor. NCBI's taxonomy places the organism in Eukaryota, Apicomplexa, Aconoidasida, Haemosporida, Plasmodiidae. The annotation marks the transcript as partial. The record is from RefSeq and is a predicted model, not a curated record. The transcript has a single exon. Gene Ontology annotation, molecular function: RNA binding. Gene Ontology annotation, cellular component: nucleolus.
AUGUCCAAUACAUUAAUUUCCAAUGAGAGCGUACCUAAUUCAAAAGUAGAUGAACAGGAAGAAGAAAUAAAUGCAAAGAUUUUUCCAUUAGCUUCACUAGAAUUGACAAAUCAAAUAUUAGAUGUUGUUCAAAGGGCUACUGUGUAUAGGCAAUUAAAAAGAGGAGCAAAUGAAG